This is a messenger RNA of Lineus longissimus, 6353 nucleotides long. RefSeq lists its product as uncharacterized. Gene Ontology annotation, molecular function: protein binding. Lineage: Eukaryota; Metazoa; Nemertea; Pilidiophora; Heteronemertea; Lineidae. The coding region runs from base 418 to 4713 and encodes 1431 amino acids. The record is from RefSeq and is a predicted model, not a curated record. The transcript has 22 exons.
GAUUAAAAUCAAUGAUUAAACGAUUAAACGAUUAAAAUCGGUUUUGUAAGGAGCCUCAUUUUUUGGCAACACUCCGAAAAUCUCGAAACGAAUGUUGUUGGUUUUGGUCAUGCCACCAACUUAUGCAAAAUUGCCUGAAUCAAUGUCAAUACAUUCUUGAAAAGAUGCAUAGAAGUUGACAGGAGAAUCCUCCUUCUAAAAAUGUAAAAUGUAACUUUGCUGGGACAAGGCAUGAUAAAUCAUGAACAUGGCAUUGGCAAGGAAGAAGAACCAUAAUACAAAAUUGUGUAAUUGGGCCAAGGCAAGAUAAUUCACAAAAUGACCUAGAUUCCUCCUCCCAAGGUUGUGACCUUUAAUCUCUCGAACCGACCAAUCAGGCCAUCCAUAUUCAUCGGACGAUAUGAACUGAGUGCCAAGAUGGAUAUAGAAGUACCAAUCGUACCAGAUCGAGUCUUCGACACCUUAGACAGUUCAGGAAUCUUUUCUGAUUCUGACCUUGACCCAUACCAGAGUCCCACACGAACUCCGCGCACAACUUAUCGCGCUCGUAACGGACAAAUUCGAAGCCUGGUCAUUCGAACAUCAUCUGAGGAGCGACGCAUAAAUUUCCUGUUGACACGGAGCUGUCAAUUGGAAAGUGUCCGUGCGUAUCUUAACAAGGAGGAACCAGUGAGACGUAGGACUAGACAUCGGGAAUGUUAUGAUAUACGUGUCCAAAUGGGGAAUAAGAAUUCAACCGUGGAAAAGAUACGACAUAAUACGAUAGAUAAAAUACCAUCGUUAAGACAUGAUAGAGAUAAUGAAGUACGAAACUUGGAAAAAGAACUUGAGUUUGUCUCUAUUCCUGCUGCGCAAAAUCCUGUGCGGUCAUCGCAGAUGCCAAAUAUGAUGCGCCCAAUGUCGCCAGCGCUGGAGUCUGUUGUGACGACGCAAAUACCACAGUCUGGCAGGUCGUCAACUGGCGACCAACUGUUUACACAGGUUAUGCCAACUACCCAAAUUCCACAAACAUGCAGCGUAGCUAGCAUAUUGCCUUGGAGCAAUGGCAACAUAUCGUCACAGAAUGUCCCUUCCACGCAGACUCCUCAAAGAUAUGGAAAUCUGGCUCCGUUGAUGAAUGGUCGUGGCAACCCUGGCUAUGCCUCUUCACAGAUUGGUGUGUCCCAAACAACUGCAGCUAGAAGUGAAUAUGCUUCUUCUGUUAUCGGGGGAACGUCCAAAAUGGGCAGAGGUAACCAUGGUUAUGCAUCGUCACAGAUUGGAGCAUGCCAAACAGGCAGAGGUAAUCAUGGUUGUAACCCAACAAUGGGUCCAUCGUGUUCUGGUAACAUGUCCCAAGUAACUCUGAAGAGAACUGAAGAAGAUUCGUUUGUCAUGAGGCCACACUUUAGUCGAAGUCAACCGAAAAAAGCUUAUUCUGUGAUGGUGCCUCCAUCUUCAAACUUCAACCAAAAACCUUAUCUUUCUGAGGGACGUGCCCGGGUUGAUACAAAUGCAUCUUUAGGCUUGUCAGGUGAUGGUUCCUCUACGCACAGUCUCAUCGCAAAUCGAAAAUCAGAUGCUGACAUCUGUUACGACAUCUGUAACACAUUCUGGCGGCCACACCUGACCUUUAACCCCUACAAACACGGAGACGAUGUUGUGGAAUUUGGAUCUCUCUGGCCAGACCAAAACACGCUGAAGAGUUUACUUGUGGAGGCAUAUCAGGCAACCUCUUUGAGGAGAUCGGUGCUGGACAUUUGUAAACUUGUGGUGCGAUGUGGUCCUGUCCGUGUUCUCGAGACGCUUGUCAACUCCAGGAUCAUAAGUAUUGAUCAGCUCUUUGAGAAUGGCUGCAGUCUGCUGCACUUGGCGUGUCUGGCCAGGAACUAUGAAGCUGUGUCAUAUCUCAUCUCGGCGGGUGUCUCACAGAAAAUACUUGAUAAAUAUGGGAGAACAGCCAGCCAGUUGUGUUUUGAUCCAAGGCUCCGCCGUCAGCUGGCACCACAAUUCCGUGGCGGAAAAUUUGCCAAUCUGUGCCAGUCUCUAAAACCAGUGAGCAUGCACGACAAGGAGACGAUAUUCAUGUUGGCGACAUCAUCAAAGGAUUAUGAUGAACUUCAGAACAAGCUGCAGAGUCUGGCCUUUGAUGUGAACCAAGAGAUUAAUCGCCACGGUGACUAUCUCAUCCAUGUAAUAGCAAGACAGGGUUUAACUCAGCUGCCCCAGUUGUUGUCACUGGUAAAGAUAGAGGGCGCAUGCAUCGAGCAGUACAAUCAGGAGGGAAAGACACCGUUAAUGAUUGCAGCCGAGUCAGAAAAUGUUGUCAUGGUUGAUGUGAUGCUGUGCAUUCUUGGAGCCAACCUGAACGCGCCAAACCCAAAUACAGGAGAAUGUGCUCUCCAUUAUGCUGCAAAGAACAACAAUGUCAACGUUGUGAACUGCCUAAUCAGCCGAGGUGCUGAUUUCAACUUGGAAGAUUCAGAAGGGAACCGUCCUGAUGACACUGCGGCACAUUACAGUGCUGUCGAUUCCCACGACGUCAUCGUCGCACACCGGGAACAGAGGAUACAGAGUCUGAGUGGGAUCGCUCAAACGGGCUCGCUGACGUCUUCUCAGAUCCGUGUGACGGACUUGUAUCAGGCAAACGGCAACGGGGACACAUUAAUCAUGACAGCUGCUAAACAUAACAGAGCUGACAAUCUUCUUGUACUGAUUGAGAGAGAAGGCUGCCAUGUUGAUGCUCAACACGAGAAGAACGGACGGACGGCACUGGCGAUGGCAGCCAUUGUUGGUCAUGUGGAAGCAGUGUGGGAACUACUCAAAUAUGACGCCAACCCAGCUAUUUGUGACAUCAAUCAAGAUCUUCCGCUCCAUCAUGCUGUCAAAUACGACCACCUUAAAGUGGUCUCAACUAUCCUCCAGCACCAAAGUGCCUUGACCGGUUUGGCCAAAGCGCUCAAGCUGUGUACAACUGAAGGUGCACGCAGUCUCAUCAAGCAUGCUGUGCAGAGACGACAGGCGGAGCUGGUGACCCCUGGCCUCUUCGAGUGCGCCCUGCGAGGUGAUGCCGGAAAACUUUUCUGUGUUCUAGAGGAGGGUGACUUUGUCAAUCCUACGAGCGGCGUGGGUGAUUGGCCUAUUUUUCUAGCAGCUGAUAAUGGACACACAGACGUGGUGACACUUCUCCAUCAGCAUGGUGGUGAUGUCAGCCGGCGGCAUCCAUCAACGAAAAUGACGGUCCUCCAUGCGGCAUGUUUCAGAGGCCACGCAGCCAUUGUCAAGUACUUUGUUGAAAACUGCCGAUUUGCCAACAAGUCGACGAGCAAAAGCCAGCGCCCUCUAGAUGUGAAUGCGUUAAAUGCUGAGAUGAAGACAGCCCUGCAGGUUGCUGCCGAGAAAGGUUAUAGUAAAAUGGUUCGUAUGUUGCUCAACAACGGUGCCGCGUGUGCCUUCCUGGACCCAUCUGGUUGUCUGUUCUGCUGCAGGGACUUCCAGGGGGUUCAGGUCCUGAUUGAAACUAAGAGGGAGGCACAUACGCGAGACAUCAUGGCGUUAGUCCGUGAUAACCGAAAACUCCAGGAGCUUCGCGCUCUAUUCAAGGCCAAAUUUGACCACAACUUACGUGACAAACACUGCGACACUCCCCUCAUGGUAGCGUGCCGAUUCGCCUAUUUAGAGGUUGUCAAGUUUCUGUUGGAGUCGGCAAUCCAUAAUGUUGUUGAGAGUGACUAUGAUGAUGACUUAGGGGACGGUGAAUCCGAUACUGACUCUGGUACGGUCAUGGAUCUUGUAAACACAGUCAGUUUGACAAGAAUAUCGAAGGAACCUCCUCAAGAAUUAGUGUCCGUGAUAGAGAGACAGCGAAGAGCAUCCCAGUGCACCGUGGGGAUGAGUGAUAUGGAACCGGAUGUGACUUAUACCGAUUUUGCCGAAUCUGGUGACUUCUACGUGUCAAGUACCAGAAAUGUGCGAAAAGGUAAUCGAAGGCGGAGCAUCCCUUCUCCGAUGUCAGGGCCACGCCACGGGAUUGAUAAAAAGGAUGGACAGAAUUGGAUGUUAGCUUCUACAGGACACAUCGAACAACAUCCUUAUGGGGCGCAUGGUUUUUACCAGCGUUCAAGACAAGACAAUGACGUACAGACGGUUUGUGACAUGCCACUUGCAUGGCCAAAGGACCUCUCCACUUCAAAACCGACACGGCCAGUGGACCUCUCCGCUUCGAAUCUGUUCAAUUAUAAAUCAAAGCCAAGCAACAGUAUCUUUAUGACACCAAAUGUAAUAAGCCAUGUUUGUGCAGUAAAUCCAAGAGAUGGCAGGACGCCAUUACACCGUGCGCUCGAGACUGGCGACCAUGUUGGAAUUCUGUUGGUGCUAGUUGAGACAGACGACUUGUGUGUGGAUAUACAGGAUGCAGAGGGAUUGAGUCCACUUCAUUUGGCAUGCAAACUUGGGAGGAAAAAAUGUGUGGAAAAGUUAACGUCGCUGCCACAUGUUGAUCUGAACAGUCGAACACUGGACGGAAAACUUCCCGAAGAGAUGAACAACAGUCGUCACAUCAUCAACCUCAUCGUCAAAGCUCGCGAACACCAGCCUUGCCUGAGUAUUUCGUCAAUGCCAACAAUAGAGGGCAGCAUCACUGGUCAGAGCGUCAACGGUGGUGGCGCGUCGACGAUAAAUUUCGAACUUUUGAACGAGAAGUUUCAGGAUCUCAAGUCACGACAGGGCAAGUAGACAUUGACAGACAGUUGGUGGUUAUUGAGAUGCAUGCCUGUAGUGAUCUAUGCCCCCAAGACCUGGGGGUCAUUCCUUAAGAUUGGGUGUGAACACACGUUUCUAUGGAGAUUGUUAAAGUAACCUUGCAGGCAGGCACCGACAGAGUCCAGCAUCCAUCCCCCUUUCAGCUGGGUGAGAAUUGAAUUUUGGCGCAUUUGCGGAUGUUUUGAGUAUAAUCUGCCCAGCAACAGUAUGAAACUGCGAGUUUUAAAAUCGGGGCUUUCCACGCUUCUCACAAGUGCUGAUGGGCUUUUGCAGGAAAAGCUCUUGUGACUACUUGAUACAAACAGGUUUUGUGCCAAAUAUUUCUGUGUUCCAUUAUGUCUGCAUUUACAACUUACAUGUACUAUAUUGUAUAUAUUUGUAUAUAUACUGUCAAAUGAAUUAUACCAAGUAGAUGUCAUUUGAUGAUGUCCUGGUUCAAUUUAUGUGUCGAUGUGUAUAGUUAGACCUCAGCUGGUUUAAAGGGCUUUUACUGCUGCAGUUUGAUAUUGAGGCUAAUUAAGACCACUGGGAUGGUUGUUUAGAACAUGAUAUUGACUGUAUUGUCACUCGAAAAAACUUAAAAAGAUUAUGCCAUGUUAGUUUUUAAGCUCUGUACACACUGACAACUAUUCCGGUAACAUUUUCGGAAACAUCUCGGCAACACACACGGGCAACAAAAAUGUUGCCCUGUAUACACAUGACAACAAUUCGACAACAUGUUGGGCAACUUGUUAUCGGAUGUUUCUGAGAAAAUGAGGAUUUUAGAGGGAAAUUCAUAAACAAUGGAAGAUUCCAAGAGAAGAAGACGUAUUGUCGGGGGCUCUGCCAUUAUCAUUGGCCAAAGAUGAGCUGUAAUGGCCUAUUUAUGUCCUAAGAUUAUAGCCAUUUUGCCUGGGAUAUGAAUUUCUUGUUUGCUAUGGGCUUUAGGAAUGUCUGAGUAAACAUCAGAGAAUAAUAUAUGUGACCCAUCAUAGCAAAACCAGGCGCAUGUCGCUCUGGUUUUGCUGUGACCGGUCACAUAUGAUGAUGUGGUAUGAAAGGUGCUGUGUAUUUGAUGUUUAAAAUAUUCAGACAGAUCCACCAUCAUAGAUGUUGGCCUGUUUAUGUAGAUUGGCAGCGACUCACCCUACGAUCCUCCUUUGAAUCAGUUGUGGGAUGAAAACAAGACAAGUUUUGGUGCUAUUCAAUUGCAAAAUAGAUUGUGAGACAUUAUGACUGUCUUAUUUCAAAUAAAAAUAGUAAUGUGCAAUACAUGAUAAAGAUUUUUAACGUUUUAGACAAGUCUAUGUUUAUAUUUUUCCCCUAACAUGUAGAAAAGUAUGAGUGUUUCGUAACGUGUUCAUUCAUGCGUGCUGAUCAUAAAUAUCCAGGAUUUUCACUCUAUGCAUAAAGCUAUAUGAGUGUGAAAAGAUAAUGUGGGUUAAUAACUGUUAUGUGCAAUUAUUUGUUUAUACUUGUAAAUUGCUAUCAUGUGGAUAGUGUUGCAAAACAAUUUUUGCAACAAUAAGUUCUACUGGUAUGAAAAUGAGGUGUUUAUUAUUGUACAGAUACAUAUGUAUAUGUAAAUUUGAUAAAUUUAUGAGGAUAAGAAAUUAAAACUAUUUCUACUAAAA